Rattus norvegicus (Norway rat) is the source of this 12750-nucleotide messenger RNA. NCBI's taxonomy places the organism in Eukaryota, Metazoa, Chordata, Mammalia, Rodentia, Muridae. The record is from RefSeq and is a predicted model, not a curated record.
UAAUUCGUCCAAAAUUCGAUCCCCUCGCCGGCCUCGCCCCUGCUGAGAUUGGAGAGGAAGUGGGAAGGCUCCAAUCAGUCCCUCACUCCCGCGCCCUCAUGCCCCCACCCUUCUCAGCUCGGAGCUCCGGUGCGCCGGGUCCCAGCUCCUCGCCUCCGGAGGGGAGCGGCCAGAGCCAACAUGCUGGAGGGGAAAGGCAAAAAUUUGCGGGCCGCUUGAGCCAGCCAGACACAUCCACCGAGCCCUCAGCUUGCUGCGAGCCACUCAGCCCCGAGCCAGGCCCUAGGGUAGCCCCGGAGACCGUGGUGGCCGGAUGCGGGGGUGCGUCACUUCCGGGCGGUGCAGCGGCGGCGGCUUGGAAGAUGGCUGCGCCCUGUGGCUCGGAGCUGCCCGCCAACUCGCCGCUAAAAAUUCCGAAGAUGGAGGUGCUUUCCCCGGCUUCUCCUGGCGAUCUGAGCGACGGGAACCCAUCACUGUCCGACCCUUCCACGCCUCGGGGAGCCUCACCUCUCGGGCCGGGCAGCGCGGCGGGCUCGGGGGCCGCGGCGUCCGGGGGUCUUGGGCUGGGGCUGGGGGGCCGCAGCGCUGCCUCGUCCUCGGUCUCCUUCUCGCCCGGCGGCGGCAGUGGCGGGGCUGCGGCGGCCGCUGCCGCCGCCUGCCGGGGCAUGUCGUGGACGCCGGCAGAGACGAACGCGCUCAUCGCUGUGUGGGGCAACGAGCGGCUGGUGGAGGCGCGGUACCAGCAGCUGGAGGGAGCCGGCACGGUAUUCGGCAGCAAGGCCCCUGGGCCGGCCAUGUACGAGCGCGUGUCCCGGGCCCUGGCCGAGCUGGGCUACGAGCGGACCCCGUCCCAAUGCCGGGAGCGCAUCAAGGAUUUUCAAACUGUGCUAUCAAAACCUUGCUGAAUGUAAAUCUCUCCAUAAAAUUGUUUCUCAAACAACCAGGGAAUAUCUAGUUGGAAUGCUUCAUUGUCCAGUUUUGAGAAGGAAAUCUAAAGCAAAGAAAGGAGAUUGAGCCUCUGAAGAAUUUAGAGGAUCAGUUUACCUGUUUUCAGACAGGUAAGACCAAGUUGACCUCAAACUUUUAGUCUUUUGAGAUUAUGAGAUGAUGGUGGGUUCUCUGAUACACCUUAGAAGCUAACAGACAAGGAGGGCUAUAAAUGUUUGUUUUUGUGAAAUGCUUGACUCACAAUGAUCUGGAUCAAGAAACUUGACUCUUGUUAAUGCUACUUCCUGCCAGAAUUAAAAAGUAAGGACAAGUUCUGGUCUGUCUUGUCCCUAGACAAAUCGGCAUUCAGUAGGCACUAAAUAAAUACUUCGUUCAUCUAAGAAAGUUUAGAAAGAAUUUUGGAAGGUAUCCUUUUUUCUUUUUCACUUUUUGUUGCUGUGAUAAAACACUGACCAAGGCCAGUGUGGAGAGGAAAGGGUUUGUUUGGCUAACAGCUUAUAGCCUAUUAUUUAGGGAAGCCACAUAUCUUAGUUUACUACUGCUGGGGAGAGACACCAUGACUGAGGCAACUAUUAAAGACAGCAUUCAAUUGCAGGCUUGUUUACAGUUUCAGAGGGUGAGCCUUGGUCCAAGACCAUCAUGCUGGCCCAAGCCUAGAGGCAGGCAUGGUGCUGGAGCAGUAGCAAAGAGUCCUCGAACCUGAUUCUCAAGCAGGAUGCAGAGAGGAAGAGAUUAGGGGGCUGGAGAGAUGGCUCAGCAGUUAAGAGCACCCGACUGCUCUUUCAGAGGUCAUGAGUUCAAUUCCCAGCAACCACAUGGUGGCUCACAACCAUCUGUAAAGAGAUCCGAUGCCCUCUUCUGGUGUAUCUGAAGACAGCUACAGUGUACUUAUAUAUAUAUAAUAAAUAAAAAAAAAAAAAAAAAGAGCUUUUGAAAUCUCAAAGUUUAACCCCCGAGGGAUACAUCUCAUUCCUCAAGGCUCUACAUACUUUCUAAUCCUUUCCCAAACACCAACUAGGGACCAAGCAAGCAUUUAAAUAUAUGAGUCUGUGAAGGCCAUUUUAAUUCAAACAGUCUCACCAGGCGGGAGUUCAAGGAAGGAAUCUGUAGGUAGGAACUGAAGCAGAGACCACAUAGGAACACCACAUACUGGCUUGCUUGCCUUGGCUUGCUCUGCUACCGUUCUUUCAUACUCCAGGCAUGCUCCCAGGGAUGGACCCGGGCCUGCCUAUAUCGAUUAGCAAUUAAGAGAAUGCCUUACUGUCAAGGCCACAACUAGUCUGAUAGAGGCAUUUCCUCUACUGAGUUUUCCUCUUCCCAGGUAUGUAUCUAGGGUUUGUGUCAAGUUGAUACAAACUGUGACUGAAUGUAUAAAAGUUUAUAGUAGUGUUAUUAAAAAUUAAAAAAAAUACAGACUUUGGGACCCAAGUUCAAAAAUACUGCUUUAAAGCUAAGUCUCAGAAGGCUGUGGAGCUAGCUCUGUGGUAGAGUGCUUGCCUGUUUUCUAUAAGGCCUUGGAGUCAAUCCCCAGCACUGGGGACAAAUAAAAAAAAAACAUGUUAAUGAAAAUUUCCCCAGCUCUGUCCUUUUAGAAAACUGUAAAUGUGAUCUUUAGCACAGAAGCAAGUGCAGUCACUGAAAACAGAGUCAUGAGGUAGCUGCCCAGGGAAUAGAGAUUAUACUCAGGAAAAGUACAACCUUAAGUUGUUACAAUCUUUGACCUAAAAGCAAAUCUUUAGGUCCCAGGUUUUUUUUUUGUUUUUUUGUUUUUUUUUGUUUUUUUUGUUUUUUUUGUUUUUUUGGUUCUUUUUUUUUCGGAGCUGGGGACCGAACCCAGGGCCUUGCGCUUCCUAGGCAAGCGCUCUACCACUGAGCUAAAUCCCCAACCCGCUAGGUCCCAGUUUUUAGAAGUGGCAGCUUAGAACAGUAAUUUGGAAGCCUCAUGUCACCAUUGAUGAGAAAUGCAAAAAAGAAAUUCGGGGGCUGGAGAGCCAACUCAGAGGGCAGUUUACAGCUGCCUGCAAUUCUACCUCCAGGGAAUCUAAUGCCCUUUCUGACUUCUAGGCACCCAUAGAAACAUGGAAGGCUGGUGUACACAUGUAUUUCAUAGGCCUGCACUCAUGCACAUGUAUAAAGCAAUUCUGAAGAAAAAAAUCAGUCAGAAUGAAGACCAGAAAGUUUUUUUUUUGUUUUUUUUUUUUAAUAAAGAUUUUUCUAUCUUUUUCGGGGGUGGAAGUGGGAGGUUUGGAGACGGGGUUUCUCUGUGUAGCCCUGGCUGUCCUGGAACUUGUUCGAUAGACCAGACUAGUUUUGAACUCAGAGAUCUGCUUGCCUCUGCUUCCAGAAUGCUGGGAUGAAAGGAUGGGAUUAAAGCUGUCGCCACCUGGCUGUUUUGGCUAUUUAUUUUAUCUUAAGUGAGUGUUUUGCCUACAAGUGUGUGAGUACACCAUGCGGGUGUCUGGUGCAUGCAGAGGUCAGAUGAAAGCAUUUGAUCCCCUGGACCUGGAGUUCUGGAUGAUUGUGAGCUAUCAAGUGGGUGGGUGCUGGGAACUGAACCCUGGGUCCACAGCAAGAGCAGCAAGUGCUUAUUGCUGUCAUCUUACUACUUACCAUCUCUCCAGUCCCCAAGCCAGGACAUGCUUGUGUAGAGCAGUGUAGCUUAUUUAAAUAUAUGCUCAGGGAUAGGAUGUCAGUGUUAAGCAUGUGGUCAGUAUAUGGAAUUGCCCUGGGUUCAAUUCUCAGCAUUGCAGAGCAAACCGAACACCUUAACAGGAUGUAGGCAGUACUGCAUAUACUGCCCAAUCUAUUGCUAAUGUGCAGUGUUCAUUCAUAGUAUCCACAUGUAGGCUCACAAACUUCUCAUUCCAGGAAAUCUGGUGUCCUCCUCUGGCUCCCCGGGGCACCAGCUACACAGUGAUAAUAGGGCAUAUAUGCAUGGAGGCAAAAUACAUGGACAUAUUAAACAGGGGUGUGGGGUGUAGAUAGAGACACAUACCAGUACACUUUUCACUUUUUUGAGUUAGGGUUUCAUGUAGUAUAGGCUGGCUUUGAACUUGAUACGCAGUUGAGGCUGGUCAUAAACUUCUGACAAGGUACAAGAGGUUGUACCUUGUGAGUACUGGCAUUAUAGGAAAGUGCCACCAUGCUCACCUCUAAAAUUAAUUUUGUCUUGAUUUGAAAAGAUGAGUAGUGAUGAGUUUUUCCAUUUAGAUGGUCUCUAAAAUGGAGUAAGUGGCCUUCCUCCUAAGGCACUGGAAAGCUGACUCCUGUCAGCCCCUCACCCAACCGCCUGUCUUAAAGCACAUCACUUCUCUGGACUGUACUUGUUACUUAUAAAACAAAAUAUUAAGAUUAAUAUUAAUAACGCUUGGGUUUUGUUACCGAAGUUCAACUUUUUAAUAUUGUUCAUAACUAUGUUUCUAAGCUACAAUGUUUUACUUGAAAAUCAGACACAAACAUUGUUUAGAGUUUCAUUUGGUGUCUGCCAUGAUGCUGGCAUUUGUUCUGUCUUUGGGAUAAAUAGAUGUGUUUAAAACUGCUGUACCACACAGAUUGUUUAUUCUGAAAUUUUCUUGUGUUUUUGUUUGCCAGAAGAAAAUGUGUUUGCUAACUAUUCCAGCUCAACUUUGGAGUCAGAUAAACAAAGAAAGAGGGGCUAUCCCCCUUUUUCUUUUAGUGUUGUUUUGUGUACAUCAUAUGAUUUUUUUCCCUUAUGAAACUUUUCUUCACAUGUUCACCUACCAAGUGAACCGUGAGUGCUUGUUAUUUGUGGGGCUGUCUGCUAGACAGACGAUGGUAGAAUGCAAACCCCUCUUCAGUGUGGACCCUGUAAUGUUGCAAACCCCUGUUCAAUCAGGACCCUGUAAUGUUGUGAGCACCUUUACUCAGCUGCAGCUCCUACGCACGGGAGAGUUGAGAAGAGCAUGAGACAACUCCAGUGAUCGUAUGCAGCGCAGUACUUGAUAAAGUGGCAUAGGAGUAAAGCAGAUUGUAAGUGAUAACUUCAAAGGGGAGCCCUCAGUAGCUGAACGAUCUGUCUUGAUUUAGGAUUCAUGAAAGCAUUCACUUCUGAGCCAGAUGCCACAUUCACACUUCAGUCAGUUAAUCUGAUGCACUGAAAACUUCAUUCUCAAGUCACAUAUUUAUGGGUAUUUGCCAAAAAUUUGCCUCUUGAGAGUUGGCUUUAUGUUUCUGAACAGAUGUAUAUGUCUAGCUUUGCCUGAAGUUGAAGGGCAAGGUAUUGUGUGUGACCUAACAAACUUGCCUUCACUGUGUCUGUUCCAGACUGGUUAGCUAUCAGCAUCUGUCUAGCACACAGAGCGAUUUUGUUGGGACACUGCUUGCAUUUGGUCAUCAGGUGUCAUUAUGUUGGAAUUACAUUUGUCAUUUAGCACCCACAUUACAGCACAAUGUAUUUAUUUUAGCUUUCUGUUUGUGAGAACCAAUAGAUCGGAAAUAGUUGGAGCCAAAAGAUGCCUUUCUCCUUGUACAAGCCUUUUAAUGGACUGCCCAUCCCUGAGGAUUUUCCUUUGGUGUUUGUAGAUAAGACUUUUCUUCUUUGUGUUGAAAGAUUUCCGAGAAAUGUUGUAAGCCACAUAAGUAGACCAGUGAGGUCUUUCUCACUUGUUACAUAUUCCGGUUCUCUUGUCUUCAUCUUACUGUCACUGGAGAGCAUGUUUAUUACUUGAAAGUUAAGUGCUUGGCGUUGGGAGUGUGAUUAACACUUAUAGCAUUGUAAGGCCUUGGGUUCUAUCCACAGCACUGUUAGAAACAAAAACAACCCAGAAAAUCUGUGUUCUUUCAGUAGAGUAUGGUGGCAAAAACCGAUAAUCCCAACAUUAGGGAGAUUGAGCAAAAGGUUAAACGCCACCUGGCUCUAUCAGGUCAAGGUUAUCCUGGUUAUCAGAGCUCGGUCUCACUUGGGCUUUCAGCUUUAAAGAUACAAGAAGCUCCCACUAAAACUGUGAGUGAAUGAGACUCUCAAUUGUUUCUUGGCCUUUUUUUUUUUUUUUUUUGAAUUUAAAGUUACUGAAGAAUGUAUCUGGGUCUGGUGGCUUACAUUUGUAAUUCCAGCACUCAUGAGGCAGAGGCAGGAGGAUUGCAAAUUCAAGGUUGGCAUGUGCUGCAUUGAAAAGUGCCAAGCAAAUCUGGGAUACAAAGAGAGACUCUGUAUUACUGUUUCUCUUGCUGUAACAAAAUGUUGUACAAAUCAGCUUGUGGAAGGAAGGGUAUGUGUUGGCCACAGUUUGCAGAUGCAGUCCAUGUGUCAGGGAAGUCAUGGCAGCAGGCGCUGCAGGCAGCUGUGAAGGAAGAAGAUACUAUCUUCACAGUAAGGGAGCAGAGAGAGGAAUGCUGUUGUUCAGCUUACCAUCUGGCUUUUAUUCAGCCUGAGACCUCAUCCCAUUGGAGAACAGCAUGUAGCAUGUAGUUGACCUCAGACCUCUUUGGAAACACUCUUGCAGAUACAUCUAUAGUUGUGUUUCUAUCAGUGAGUCUAAAUUUGGUCUUAACCAUCACAAAAUACAAACAAGAAAAGGAAGAGAAAAACAUUUAGAAAGUGUAAGGAUAUAGCUGGGCAUAUAGCUGUGGAAGAAAUACUUGCCUGACAUGGGUAAGCAUUGGGUUCCUUCCCCAGGACAGCAGAGGGCAGGGUAGAACAGUAGAGUCUCAACAAUUGGGAGGUGGGGGCAGGAUGAUCAGGAGCUCAAGGUCAUUUAUUCUUGGCCAUAUAGAGAAGUUGGCUUGGGUUACAUCAGUGCCUGUCUAAAAACCCAAAAAAGGAAAAAUACGAAACAAGCCAUGUAGUAUAAACAUUGCCAUCCAAUAAAAUUUAUGUAAUGAUGGGAAUGUUUGUAACUCUUAGUUCAGUGUGAUUGCUACCAGGUACAUGUGACUACUAGCCCUCAGAAUGUGACUAGUGUGCCCAAGCAACUGCAUUUUAAAUUAUAUUUAGUUCCAAUUAAGUUACUUCAAACUUUUAAAUAGCCACUUUAAAAUGGCUACUAUGUUGAAUGUUGUGGAGUAUUAAAGCACUCUUUAAAACGAUUCUUUUGGCCAAGCUCAAGACCUCUAAGGGAGGUCAGAAUUCUUUUCAUUUGUCAUACCAUUCUAUUUCUCUACAGGGACAGCUUUGAAGUGGUUCUCUGGUCGAAGUGGUGGAGAGUUUAGGCCAAGAACUAAAAGUAUUCUAAGCUGACUGGGACAAGUAUUAAGUUCUUGUUUUUUUUUUUGUUUUUUUUUUUUUUUUGGCACAUAAGGUCCAGGAGGCCUUUCUGUGACGUAAUAGGCUUUGUAUCUGCACAGCCACAGGUGCUGUGAGUAACUGGAAUGGUACCAGAGGGACUACAGCUGGGUUUUGUUUUAAUUUAACUUAAAGUGGAUAGCUGCAUGUCUCUGUGCUGUUGUAUUGGCCAGAGCAACUCUGAAAUUAAUGGUCUUCAAGCUUUUCUGCUGUGUAGUCCCCAGAGACUUUGGAAUUCAUGUACCCUCUAAAACAUUUUUAGGUAAGUAGUAAAAAUGUAAAUUAGGGGCUGGAGAAAUGGCUCAGCAGUUAGGAACAUUUGUUGUGCUAAUAAAGGACCCCGGAUUAGUUUCCAACAACCACAUAGUGGCUCACAGCUAUUCUGUAGCUCCAGUUUCAGGGAUUUUGAUACCCUCUCUGACUCCAUGGGCACGGGUAAGAACGUGGUGCACAUACAUACAUAAAUCUAAAAACAUUUAAAGUUUUAUACGAAUUACUAGGAUAUAUAAAAUACCCUGGUUUGGGAUGAGUAAGACAAAAAUGGGUGUAAAAUUUAUGAAUAAUGUACUCUGAAUCUGAGACUCCUUGUAAUAUCCUUGUUGGUGUUGGCUGACUUAGGGAGUAGGAGAUAAUUCUCAUUACAUUUGAAGGGCGCAAUGUCUCAGACCCAUCGUUGCUUUGGUCAUUCCAAAUUCAUAGGUUAAACUUGAUUCCUAAAAAAUAGCAUGGAUUACCCCAAUCUUCAAGGAUUUUAGGUCCCUGAUCAGUCAGCAGAGGAAAUACGUAGCCCUGGUUAUCUUUUGGAUAUCUUUCUUACUAAUACACUGGGACUCAAUCCUUGAGAUCCAGGCUUUCUUUAAGUAAUAAGGUCUGAAAUAGAGACGUUAAAGCUUCAUUACUUACAGUAGUUGAGAGGUACAGUGGUGAGCCUUUACCUGAAGGAGAUAGACGCUGAAGAACUAGUUGCUCUGUAGUGAAGUUUGUGUGGUUGUGUUGCUGUUGAUACCAAGUUCGUUGGGCACUAUGGUUGUGCUUCAGGAGCAUGUUACCCUCGGCUCCCAGGCUUUACCUGAGGGUAGCAUGAAGUUUAGUUGGGCAGAAGGCAGUAGAGCAGAUGAGUUGUUGGUGUGGAGCUCAGGAGCAGUGUAACCCGGAUUCUUCUAAAUAGUGAAAUUGUUCCAAAAAUUUUAAGUGAUUUAAAAAGCAGUGCCUUUUAAUUGAACAAUUUGCUGUGUAGUAUAUGGUGAAGGUGUGGUUUAGAAUCGGUGCAUGAUUGCUUGGUAGUGUCAUAGAGAACCAUCUGAGCGUAAACUGGUAGUUUCAGGAUGGCAUUUGAGUGAAUGUGCCAGUUCUAGGUUACGUAUUUGAUUAUUAGCAUAUUUUUGUAUUGAACUGUAGUUGUGUAAAUAUCUAUAAUGCAUUGUAUUCUUUAAUUUUGAUUUUAAGAAAACCCAAAGUUGUACGUUUUUAUUUGGCUAUCACACACAAGAAUAUAUUUUACUUUGGGGACUAGGACAUUACUAUAACAUGUAAUAUAGUAGAAAUAAAUUUUACCAAAUAAUAACGAUAGCUUGCACUAGGUAAUGUAGCAUUGAGCACAUGCCACAGACUGGUCCAUGUGCUUUACAGACACUAACUUGCUGACACUGCACUUUACUCCAGUAGGUUCUCCCCUGUUUGAACAUGGGCAGGCCAGCUUUGAACCUCUUUAAUGCUAUGGAUGUGGAAACUCCUAACACAGACUUAAACCCUCUUUGUUGUCCCUGGCAUCACACCCAUUUUCCUUCUUCCCAGUCUUUGCCAGUGUUGCUUCCCCAGUAAGCCCCCCUGAGGCACCCCUUACCCUUCCUGUCUGUAGCUCAGUCCCAGUGGUCUCCAGACAUUCUGCACCUAAAACUGGUAUAGGGAACUGAGAGGAAGGAGGACACAUAACUGAGGGUCACAUUGUCCCUACAUUGCUAUUCUCAGGGGAUGGCAGAAUAGAAGAGCUAUAGGAACAGAGAAAGGGAAGGCAGCUUAAAACUCACUCGAGGAACUCAUCCUCGAUGUUCCACUCCCCAAGGUUUACAUUUGGAGGAGAUGCUUGCCCGACUUCCCUGUUUCUGUGAGUGCUUCUCACUAAGGGUUUGUGGCUGUGGUUCUUUGCUCUUUUGCACAUUGAUAGAGCAGCAAUAGGUGGUAAUCUUCACCUUGGAAAGUCUUCAGUAGCAGGGAGCCAUUACCGGGGUCAUGAAGUAGGCCAGAGAUACUUGAGGCCCCCUAGAUAAGUUUUGCUAUAGGGUAGCACUGUAGGGGCCAGGAUAGCUCCUGUUACUCAGUGCCCAUAGGCUCAGCCCUUCUUCUCAGACUUGGUCUUCUUCAUAUGUCCCUUACUUGACAUCCAUCCUUCUGACCUAAGCUAGCUCCUGUUCAAUCAUCUUACCAGGCACCCUCUUGCAUCACUAGGACCCCCUCCCUCCAUGUUCCUCUUCUACCCCUACCCCCAGCCCCUUGUUGCUCCUGUUUCAGGCAGGGAGGCAAAGUUUUGCUUUGUAGCUUAGACUGACUUAGAACUAACUAUGUGGCUCAGGUUGGUCCUGAACUCAUGAUCUUCCUGCCUCAGCAACCUGUAAUGCUGAGACUACAGCCUGGUACCAGUGAUGUCCUUACUAGGGCAGUUUUUGUUUUCCAGUGGGCGAUGUCUCUUUAGUUCCUAUGUGGGCAGUUGUCACAGGCACUAAAAUUGACUUCUGAACCCAUCUUUAGUUAGAUAUAAGAUGACUGAGCUGAGCUAAUAGAGGUAGGAAGAUUACCCUGGCCUACAUGACUGAGACCCCAUCUCACCUGCCCCUGCCCCUCCCCCAAAGAAGACCUGGAUGAUACAGAGGUAAUAUCAGAAUUUCUCAAUCUGCUCUUUUUGAAAAUUUUAUUAAUUUUUUAUUGUGUUACGGUGUCUAUGUGUGUAUUUUCUUGGGCAUUCGAGUGCAAGUCAGUACAACAGCUUUGGGGUAUUGGUUUUUUUUUCCUUUUACCAGUUGGACCUCAGAGAUUGAACUCAGGUCUGUCAGGUUCGGUGGCAAACACCUUUACUUUACACUCUCAGCUUUGUGCUUGUGUUAAAAGUUUUUAUUUUAUAUUUAAAAUUGUUUAUUUUGUAUGUAUGGGCAUCUUGCCUGCAUUACAUCUGUGCAGCAUGUGUGUGCCUGGUGGCUGUAGAGGCCAGAAGAUGGUGUGUGUCAAGGAUCAAACUUAGGUCAGCUGACCCAGAAACGAGAGCCAUCGCCUGCCCACUCUACACUCCUGUAGAGUUAUUCCAAGAUGGCCUGAAGUUCCAGAUUCUUCAGUGGAACACCUGGUAGAGCGAAGGGUCAAGGGAAGUAGGUAGAAAGACAAAGGAGACUACUGACAAUCAGGAGGGGAGUGGGGCUUUAUCCUUAGCCAGCAAAGCAUUUUAAGUCACCGAGAGACAUGGUUAGUCUUCAUUUUAUAGCAGUCACUGGCGGUGAUGUGGAUGACUAGGAAGGGUAAGAGCGGAGGCACGGAGGCCAUUUUGAAAUCAUUUCUUGCAGUGAGUUGGGCAGACAGUGAGAGCAGCUGCAGUGGCAGCUUGGGAGAGGAGAACAGUCCAUGCAUACCUGGCACAGUUCCUGAGGGACUCAUUUGUUGGUCUUAACUUGUUCUGGAAUGGCCUAUCUACCUUUGACAUUUUUUUGCUAUGAUCACAGAUGACCUUUAUGGGACUUCAUGGCUAAGUGUUAGGCUUCAUUAUUCACAACCCAGUGAGGUAGACAUAGAACACCAUGUUAGGACAUCCCUGCCCUAUGGCCUGGAAGAUACAUUCUCUUAGUCUCUAGUCUGUCCAGUUUGGACAGAUGUGGACAGAAGUGAUUAUCCUACCUACUUCUCUAGCUCUUUUUCUUUGCCAGAGGAUAAGAACUAAAAUUCAGAUCUAAGAUUUCAGUUAAAAAAAAAAUUAAAGUAUUUUGAGACAAGAUAGUCCUGGCAGGUCUAGUCCUCACCAGGUAGAUUGGGUUAGCUGUGAAGUUGGAUCAGUCCUCCUGUCUCCACCUAUGGAAGGCUUAGAUUAUAAGACUAUGCUGCCAUGUUGGGCCAGAUUUUAUAUAUUAUCAUACAAAUGUGCUUUUAUCACUACGCUAAGAUAUAUUAGCACAGUGGUUCUCAACCUGAGGGUCAGGACCCCUUUGGAGGUAGAAUGACCAUUUCUCACACAUCACAUAUCAGAUACUUACAUCACAAGUCAUAACAGUAACAAAACUAGUUUCGAAGUAGCAACAAAAUAAUAUUAUGGUCUGGAGUCAUCCUAACACGAGGAGCUAUAUUAAAGGGUCACAGUAUUAGGAAGGUUGUGACCACUGCAUUAGCAGUAUUUUCCCUUGGUGGGAAAGGACACCCCUCAGCCCCUGCCACUAUGGAAAAUAAUGUUUAGAAAAUGAAAUAAAAUGGGAAAGAGCUCAAAGUUUCAAAAACAGCUAGCAAGUACUAUUAAUGCAAUUCAUUCAUCUAUCCAUUCAUUCAUUUAUGAGUGAUUCUGAGGCAGUGUCUCACUGUGUAGUCCUGUCUGUCCUGGAACUCACUCUGUAGACCAGGUGGGCCUCAAACUCACAGAGACCCACCUGGCUCUGCUUCCCAAGUGCUGAGGUUAAAGUCAUGCACCAACAAACCUGGCAAUGUUUUAGAUUUUAAGCAAUUUUUAUGGUCAUAGGGAUAAGAACGUACUUAUUAACUUUUUCAUCAUGGGGGGGGUUAUGUAUCAUGCUUUUAUUCUGCCUACUUUUGGCAUUACAGACAUUUCUGAAUGUAUUUAAAAUGGAUGUUUAAUGAACUAGAACCUCUUAUGCAUAUGCCACAGUUAUCUGGAAUUUAUGAUCUGUGCUGAGCCUCUCCACUGUUCUGAGUACUGGAUGAAUGAUGUUGGCACUUGGAAAAAGACAUGUGUUUAACUCUUUGUAGUUACCAUGUGUUUGUGGUUUAGAGUUCCUGAGAGCCUGUGGAACACUUCUGUGUUCCUUGGCGCUAAUCACUUAGCUCACUUAGGAUGUGCUGUUAAGCCUUACUGAAAUAAAGACUUGUGUCUGUUCUCAGGAAUUCUAGGACAGCAGUCAUCACUUUGGUUUUCUUCUUGUGUUCUCAGCUACGUUAAUGAAAAUCGUAUUUUGAAUUAGCAAAUAUUAUUGAUUCACUGUAUUUGAUAGAGUAGAUAGGAAGUUGUGUACUUCUGUGUUGCUAGUUGCAGUUCCUCUGUGAGACUGUUUCACUGUAAUAGCUCAAACUUUUGAAACUUACAGUACCUUUUCCUUUUAGAUGACUUCAUUUAUUUGAAUAAGCCAAUUAUGUUUGUAAGUUAUAUUAAUUAAAAAUAAAAGUUCAUAUAAUCAAAUCUGCUUUUAUUAUUUAUUUAAUUUAUAAAUAUUAUUCUCUACAUGGAAAGAAAGAUUGGGUUGUAACUUAUAAAGAAGAAUGUGUUGGGCUGGGGAUUUAGCUCAGUGGUAGAGCGCUUACCUAGGAAGCACAAGGCCCUGGAUUCGGUCCCCAGCUCCGAAAAAAAAAAAAAAAAAGAAGAA